AUGGCGCUUCAUCGUGCGUUUGUGGUUUUCCUGUCGUUCUUUUGCUCUUCUGAAGCAUUUUUGUCGUCUUCUCUGCUAACACUUGACAAUAUAACUGCGCUUAAAACUCGCGACCAUGGCAUAAUCACAACAAUCGGCCUCUUACAAAGUACGGUAGAAUAUUUAAAGGAGAAUCCCCAAUAUGUCGAACAAGGAAGUGAAUCAGCAUUGGGAGAUUUCUCAGAGUUUUUAAUCUCGGCCGAUAAACCAACCCAGGUAGAAAUGUUUUUUAGGCUAAUGAAGUCAAGAAUGCGUGUACAAAAUGUCAUUGCAGAGAUACAAAGUUCAAAUGUGGAAGUGAAUUCAGCGCCUUUGAGGAACAUCGCUGCCGUUCAUUUUAGCGGAGAACAGUUUAAGGAAGGAUCAAAGCGUCUCCAACAAUUAAAAUCAGCAGUGAUUUUAACAUUGUUAAAAGGCGUUAAGUUUGAACACGCUCGCCAGCUUGCUGGUCGAUAUUUGCACACUUUGCAAGAUUUCUACAGUCACUCGAACUGGAUCGAACUCGGAUAUCGUCUCAGCAGAGAUAACAAUAUUCCUUUAGAAUCAGUCACUUCUAACGGAAAUGAAGCUACUUGUAUUCCCUGUUCAAUAGCGGCUAUGGAAUCAAACGAUGACUGUAACGAGAGGUUGAUAACAGAGAAACUUACAAGUGGAUAUCAGGAAGGACAAAACAUUUUAAAGCCAGCAAACGCUAGCAAAUGUGACCAUGGUGGUUUUAUAGACAGUAGAACCGCCACAAGGGGCGGAAUAAAUAAAGAUACGGCGUCAAGGCUGUGGUCACCUCACUAUAAGUAAGUAACGAAAAGUAAUUUGAUAUGUUUUCAAAUGUAUUGAAACGGCGGUAUAUUUUUUACGAAAGAAAAUUUUGACUUAUAAAUACAGUAUUAAAUUUACCUGUUUGAUUCUCUUAUUGUUCAAGGAUAUAGCAGCGUGAAAUUUAAAUAAUAAACUUGCAUUUUUUAUUUACUAAAAACUAAGUCUUCUUAAUCUAUUUGCACACACUUCUCAAUCGUGAAUUAAUAUAUUUACACUCCUCUCAUUCCAAGACCAGUUGAUACUUGAUAGCCGCUCUGACUACUUAACACGAUCAAAAGUGAUAAAGAAUCAAAAAAGCGAGGAUCACCAACUUAGCUAAUUCAGAUAGCUAAGAGCACAUUAAUAAUUAAGAACGAACGCUGCGUCUGCAAUUUUACAUCUCACCUUUUUCUCCGGACACAAAAAUAAAAAAAAUAAAAAAAGGAGGGGAACACUGAAAUUGCAGGUGAAAUUUUCUUGACUCAAAAAAUAUUUUGUGACAGGACUUCAAGAAAAAUCUGGAAACAAACAAUAUAAUGGUCUAUAUUUUACACUUAAUGUUUGUUUCUUGCGGCAAUUAUUUUUCUAGUAGGCUUCUACAGAUGUAUUGCAGCUGUAACAAGGGUAUCUUACUAUUAUUUUACAAGAAAAUUUUUGAACUGAGUCGAUGACACUACUCGGAAUAGCCCACGUUCGAUACAUUAAAAUUCUAACACGACUCCGAGGCUUUCUGGUUUAUUUUUCUUAUUAUAUUGGGAUUAGUUUUCUUUGUGCUCAAUUCUCUUCUGGGAAUUGAGAGACAAUGGAGUCGGUCAAAAUUUGCAAUUUUCACCCUAAAGCCUCAUGUUAGAAUUUUAAUGCAUCGAACGUGGGCUAUUAAUUAUCCAAUGCCUGCGGCGCUUUCUCAAUCAUGAUUGAAAAAGCCCAAAGAAUACAUUAGCAAUUCAAAUUACAGAGAUAAAACAACAAUGUUUAAAAAAGUGAGCCGUAGGCUUAUUUUCAAAUGAAUAAAAUUAGAUAUUAAAUUCAUGUUAACAUCGAAUUAUCCACGAAGGCAGCAAAAUUUUGGAAGUGCAAAUUUAUGCUCUAAAACGAAUAAACAAUUGUGUCAUUUGACAACUCCUAUCAGUCAUCACUUUGUAAACUCUGUAUGUAUCAUUAAGUUGUUCUAAAGACCAGCCAAACUCAUCAGUUAAUUUUUAAAAUUUAUAAAGAGGGAAGUACUAAAAGUUGAUUUAAUUGCAAAAAAAAAAAAAUGAUGAUGAUAAUAAUAAUAAUAAUAAUAAUAAUAAUAAUAAUAAUCAUAAUCAUAAUAAUAACAAAUUAAAGUAAAAAAAAGAUGUAUUUGAUUGAGUAAACCUAUCUUAUUUUAUAAUUAAAUUGCGUGAUAACUUUGCGAACACCAAUGCCACACUUACCUAGCCUGCGAGCAAGCUUUCCUAGGGACCCACCCCAUGAAGGCUUGCUCGCCGGCUAACACUUUCCUUUCACUUUCCAUUACCAGACUUCACGCGAUUGCCGCAGAAGUUGCCAUUGAAGCAACAAAGGUGUUCUUCGAAGAUGUACGAAAUGUGGUUGGUGACGAAAUAUUUGCACGCUUUUUAGAUCUUCUGGCGGUACGAACAUUGGUGCUUGUCAUAGAUGAUACUGGCAGCAUGGGAGGUAUGUCUGUUAAUUUACUAUAUUCACACUGCUUGAUCAGUUGUAAAAUGGUUGCAGUCAAAAUGGUUUCAGUAACAAAUAAAUCUGUAACUAAAUGACUAACCAAAAAGGAGAGAAAGAAAGAAAGAAAGAAAUGUGGAAGAAGUGCUUCGAAUGAGAAUGAUGUAUCCAUCUUAGAGAUGCGUAGUUCGCUUUUCAAAACAUGUAGUUAGCUUUCUUACAAACGAAUUAGAAAGUAAGCCUGAAAGGAAAAAAAACUCACAAUGUUUACGCUUUUUGUCACCAGAGGAGAUCAAGUCAGUAAGGAAAUUAUCCACUGAGUUUGUGCGCAGCAGUAACAAUUCUUCGUCCAAUACUGGCUUUGUCUAUAUUCUCGUACCAUUUAACGAGCCAGGUACGUAAAAUGUUUCUCCCUUUUUUUCACAUUGUAAGAAACUAAAAAAUAAAUAGUCUCAGUAACUUAUACAGAGGAAAAAAAAGCCGCUCACUUGAAACUGUAUACUAAGCGAGGUCUUGUCUUUGAAGAAGGGCCGGCCAGGAAGUUGUUUCUCGUUAUAUUAAAAUUAAGUAUUCUCAUCUGACGUAUUGAAAUGUUGUUGAUUGCUCUCAUAGACGUGGGUCCAGUAACGGUAACUAGUGUCCCGGAUGAAGUGAUAGAAGCUGUCAAUUCUCUCAAAACCAACAGAGGAGGAGACUGUCCUGAACUAGGCAUGACCGGAUUAUACAAGGCACUUCUUCAAAGUCUCCACGAUUCUGUGAUAUAUUACUUCUCUGAUGCUGAUGCAAAAGAUGUUAACUUGGCACCAGUCGUUCUGAUAUUGGCAAAACAAAAGAGAGUGAAAUUGAAUUUUAUAUUGACUGGACAGUGCUCGUUUAAUCGUAAAAGAAGAUCUACCGGUGACAGUCCUCAACUAGGGUCACAGGCUCUGUAUACCAACUUAGCUGCAGCCACUGGUGGACAAGUACUUAAGAUUCAAAAGAGCAAGGUCAGGGUGUUUGUGGAUAUCAUUGGAUCGAAAAUUUCAGACAGAGAUUCUAACGAUCUAAUCGAGGUAAGAAUUGUACUAUUCUCUCUUGCUUUUUAUUUUUCAGUGAUGUACAGUCGACUCCCGAUAACUCGAACCUUCGAGGGAAAUCGAAAAAAAAGUCGAGUUAUCAGAAGUUCGAAGCAAAUAACCAGAAGUAAGAAAAUAAGCGCGAGGUUUGAGUUAUUGGGAGUCGACUGUACCACUCUACGAUGCCUGGUCAUAUGAGCUGUCUGUAAAGUUUUCGACAUAUCCUUCGAAGCUGAAGGCGAAUUUGCUAGGAGUUUUUCUAGUUCUCCAUAACAUACGAAAGCAGAAUUCAAUAAUUGUUAUAUUAUUCGUUAAAAUAUUUCCAAGCUAAAACAUCCAUACCACUGCAUAAAAUGUCCUCGAAACAUUUGCCAGUUUCUCAGAACUUUCAGAAUAUGAUCAGAUGUCCUCGUCUUACAAAGUAUUCUUUAAAAGUCAGUUGUCAUUCUUCAAGUGGCAUACUUGUGUCGAUUUGUGCAGUUUUGUAAACUUUUUUCUUGAUGGAUCACUUGUUAAGCCGCCGUGCCGAAAGGGUCGGUAACACUCUCCUUUCAGCAUAUUUUUGAUAUCAUAUCAGGGGUUAUCCUAUAAUUUAUAAUCAAACAGAUUGUGGAAGGUGUUUUCUGCGCGUUUCGCAAAGUCAAUUACUGGAAAAGGUCACUAAAGGCUUGUGUCAUAGUUUGAUGCGAGAUUUGUCUUUUGUAAUCACUCAUUUGAAUCGUUUCAGGUAGUGUUACUGCAUGCGAGUAGCGAGUCAAAAGAAGAAGUCCGAGGUAUAUCAUAUUUCAUUGAGGUGGACGAUACUUUAAAAGAUAUUCUUAUAGUACUUUCUGCUGAAGGAGAUCCCAGCGUAACACUGAUCAACCCAUCAGGUAAGAUGACUCAGUACCCUCAGUGUAGUCAUCAGUGAAAUGUAAUUAUUACACCUCAUCAAAUCAACUCAUGUUGAAGUGUGUGUCCCCAGUUUUAAACACGGUUGGUGAUUCUUUCCUCAGUAGGGAGAACUUUUUUCUAACGACUUAGAUUAUUGCUUUGUCAGAGAAUUGUUUCCUCUACGGCUGAUCCAGCCAUGAUUCUGAUGUGAAACUACAAAAGUUAUGGAAGGAGCGCGUCCUUGCAGCGUACAAAUUUUGCAGCUUAUAAUAAAUAAUAUUACGCUGACUAUAUCUUUAUCCCUGUACAAACUUGUACCAUAUAGAUACAGCUUUAGAGAAAGGUAACUAAAUCAGUACUUUCUUUAGUUGGGGAACAUGGUGUAAACUAAACCGUAAUCGCAAACCAACUCUUCACCUCUAUGACUACCCGCCGGUAGUAACCAAUAUACCUAAAGAAUGAAUGAUAAAUCAUGGAGGUAUCAUAAACCUGAAGUCUGAACACUAUUUGAGAAAUAAAACAGCACCAAAAAUUGCAGCCAUUUGACUAAAGAAGAGGCCAAAAUAACAAGUUUGUUCCAUCCAAUAAAACCCGAAAGAGGAAAAAAGCGCAAACUAAAGAAAGCGAAAAGGGAAGGAGGGGAGAAGAAAAAAAAGCAACCCUUGCACUAUCAUUUUUGUUUAACGAAAAAACAUACUUGACGGAAGAGGUCUAUUUUGACGUUUUACUUAAAAAAUUCAGCUAGUUCUCAUUUGCUUAAUUCAUUUCCUCCUAAACGAAAUACGACUGACGUCAAAAAUAGGUUUACGUUGCUGCGAAACGAAUACCAUCGCAUACUUUCAUGAAACUCCAGGUUCUGAUGUUACUUUCAUGUCGGGCAGGACUCCACAGAUCUGACAGAUUAGUCUUUUUGUUGUUUCCUGGUAACCAAUUAGUUUCAGCUUUAUUUGUAAAAAAAGUCCAAAGUUUGAAUAGUUGACAGUCGAUUAGAGCUAUCGGCAAUCCUUGUGAGACAAGCUUUGUUCAUGAAUAAAAUCGAACUUUUCUUCUAGCUGACCAGCCAAUAAAAGUAAAGACGAAUCCUUUUGAACGCGUGCAUGUGACUGAAGUUGGAAGUUUUAAGGGUGGCCCCUUGGAGGUUCGUGUGCAGUGUACUGGGCCUUUUAGUCUACAAGUGACUGGCCGCAGUGCCCUGGACUUCAGUUAUCAGCUGACCACGGUACAUGACACAGAUUCAGCCCAAACUAAGCGUCUACUUGGUAGCCCUGUAAAAGGUAACGCCCCGUCUUUGCCUUAAAAUUGUCUUUGAUUUGGUUACCUAACUUUUUUUUGUCUCAGUAUCAUUUGAGUUUUUGUUGCUGUGAUAUUGCUAAACCAGGCUUUCAGAGACUUGAUGACAAAAUUGAUUGGAUUGUUUUAGUGAUACUUUGGCUUAGCUUUGAUUCUGACUGUCAUUUACUGAUAUAAACGCUAUGAACUCCUCACUGACUUUACAGGACAAUUAUUUUGCAACAAUCAAAGGGAAAAAAGUGUAGUUAUGUACCCUAAAUGAAUUCUUAAUCGUUACUCAGUGCGCUGUGUGCUGAAUUGUUUAAAGAAACGUAAACAAAAGCGGGAUAUAUUCUCAUUGUUUCUCUCUUUGGUUUGACUGGACUGAAUUGUUUUUUUGCUGUGUACUUUACAGGUCAAACAUUGCUGAUUAACAUGGCUUUUACACAUCCAGAGCUUGUGAAUGAAGUGAAUUCGCUCUCAUUAGUGAAUGUGAAUGGUACAGUUAUGGAGACGUUUACUGUGAAGAAAGGUCAAGGAAUGUACAGCGGUUCAUUUUAUGCUCUGUUCACUCCAUCUGUUGAAAGAUUUCGCUUCCAACUGACUGGAAGAACAACACAUGGAAAAUUACUGAAGAGAGUAAAACCAACUGAAAUCAAAAUAGAGACAGUUGAACUUGGCUUUGAUGGCCUUCAACUGCUUGAUAACUUGAGCAGAAUUUACCCUGGCGUGAGAAGCAAAAUUCCACUAAAGAUAACAAACAUAGGAUCCGCCCAGAACUUUACUUUAAAGGCUGUUGAUGACUUAGGAUUUGUUAAGUCUCUGGUACCUAGUAAUUGUCUUGUUCCUAAGAAUGAGACAGUUGAUUUUUCAUUAUUCGUGGAAGCACCAAGUAAUGCUUCACAAGGAGAGACCAGUACUAUUGCCAUUUAUGCAACACCAAAAAGCAGCCAUCAGCCGUCCAACUACAUCUUGUUUUAUGUUGGUGUCACAGUUCAGGUGAGAAAGAGGCUAACCACGUCAUAUCUGUAGAUAGAGCAUGAUAUCGGGGGUUUCAUAAGGAUUCAAAAGAUUGACUUUUGCUUUCUAGUUAAACAGAAGUCCAAGCUAAGACACAACAGAGCUAGAGUUCUCGAUAAGUGCGUAAUGUUGAGACAACAUACGUGUACACCAACUCAAGCUAUUGCCAAUUACAAUUUUAACCAUCAAUAUCACAAGUUAGGUUCGUACAAUGGUGAUAUACAGGGACCGCGGAGCAAGGUGAAAAGUGGCAGGGCUGACAAUUGAAAAUAAUUUUUUCAUAUUGAAAAUCGAAAAAACGAAUAAAAUCAUAGUAUUUGAUUUGUUUCUGUCGCGUGACUUUGCAUACUUUAUCCAGUGUAUUUGUUGCUCUUUAUAGGUCGGCCAACUUACACGGUCAGUUCAGAUUCAAUGCAAGAAAAGACGCGAUUACAAUUUUAGUAUAGAAAAUACUACACUGAAGUGAUCUGAAAAAUUUCUAACUAUGGCCGUUCACUGUUCAAGUAAUGUUAUUCUUCUUGCCAUCGAAUAUUUCAUUCGAAAGGAGAAACUGACAAAAGAUAAAACUUUUAUCAACUCAAAACAACUACUCACCUUCGUUUGGCUUGAAAAAGCUGGUAAUUUUCUUCAUUUCGUCUGAUAAAACUGAUAAAAAACUCUGCCGGAGCUGGAAAUACAAAACACGCUGCCGAAAGAAGCGAAGGAGUGACCAAGGCAUGGCGUUUGAUCAAGGGGCAAGUCGGCCCCAGAGCACAAUUACCGCGAAAAGCACAGGAGCCCCACAAAAUGCCUGGCGUUUGAAAUUAAAGAAAAUACAGAGAAUAUAGCGGAAUAUAGACGGAAAAAAACUUGUUUCAAGUCUUUUUUUUAUUUUAAUUAUUUUUCUUUUAGCGCCAAAAGUGGGGGCGGGGACGCAAAAAAGUGGUGGGGCCGCGGCCCUACCAGCCCCUCCCCCUCCGCGGUCCCUGAUAUAUCAAGCACUUGAGCAAAGAGGAUGAAACAGCGAUAUGGAACAUUACACGUCUCAGGUUGCUGGGCCGUUUACCGCUCCAUUGGUAAAACAACAAAGAAGUCGUCAAUGACGAAAGACAAAUAGCCCGCGAGCCGAAGCUCUCGACGGGCAAAGAAAGAGGAGGGAAGUUCCUUCACCAUUGCCCCCUCCGAGAGUUUGCACGCAGGUUACAAAUCAGACACCGUCUCGUUUUUGUUUUUUCUUUUUUAGGAAAAUGACAUCUUUCCACCAAUAUGCGAAGUUGUAAGCCGAGAAGAAGAAAAUUGUGAUGCUAUAUACAGCCUAUCAAAUUGUUCAAGUAGGACUUGGAAUGCAUCCAUAAAAGUUUCUGACACGGGAAAAGGAUUACUCAAAGUAACGGCUAAGGGCUCCAACACUGGAAAUUUAAACGGUAUGGCUUUGAGUUUGUCUAAGAAAACACAGUAGUUGUCUGAAAAAUACAAGUUGUGACAUAUACAGGGUGUCCCAAAAGUUCGUUCCUCUACUGUAUAAGUCUGUAAUGCCGUACGGUUGGACUUAUUAAGCAAAUCGUUUCAACAAAAGUUAUGUGUCUUUCAAUAUAAUGUAUUAUUUCAUCCUUUUUGUACCAUUUUUUAACUUGUAUAUACGAUUUGUGUACUUUCGCGCCCAAGGCGCGCGUGCGCGAGUAUAUUUUCCUGCCGCAUCUUUUUUUGUAUUUUAAAGCGCGAAUUUCUCGAACUCCCUCCUUGUUUUUUGCAAAUAUCAUGAAAGACAAAACCCUCUUAACGCAAAUACUUCACUCUAAGUCUGGAGCAUGUUCAUGAAAAGCGAAGGUUGGAGGCCCCUGAGAUGGCAAAUAUAAAAACUGCUCACGAGGUUGAAAAGCUCAUUUUCCAUGACAUUAUCACUGCGGUAGUAUUGGACAACAUUUGCUUCCAAUACAUAUCCACCACAAGACUGGCAAAAUAAAUUUUUCAUUUCUUUGCCAACAGUUACACCAUUUGAGGAGGGGAACCCCAACUCGUCUGUGACAGCAAUCUAUACGUCUACUUGUUGCCAUCCCACAGCCAAUAUCAUAGCAGUUGAUGUAGUCGGUAACACAGGUUCGUGCAAAUUAAGUGCAGUAACGCGGGUUUUAAAGAUUCAAGCCCAGACCAAGUACACAGAACUAAACCUCAUGCCAGGAGAAACAACCAGACUUGAGUUUAAAAUCAAAAACUUAGGUACCAAAGGGUCUUUUACCACACGCGCGUCUGAAAGCAAACAUUUUACUGGCUAUGUUAUUCCACUCAAGUUUGAUAACUUAGAUCAUAAACAGGAAGCAAGAGGUGAAAUUGUUAUAACUGGUCAGAAAGACACAGGAUCUAAGAAGGCAAGUCUUGUGAUUAACGCUGAACCGCUGAUAAAAACGACGAAUGUUACACGCGUGCAGUUAUUUGAAAUUACUGUGAUUGUGGGAGCAAAAGAAGAGAGAACGCCGCAAUUCACACUGAACAAGGAUGCUGUUCUCAAGAGCGUGGUACCUAACAGAAAGGUGAACAUCAAGGCUGGAGCUAACGUGACAAUCAACUUUACUGUUAUAAAUGAAGGUGCGGAGAAUAAUUUCACCCUCAAGGUAAGAUCGAUACUGAACCUUAAAACUACCGCCUUGAACCUCCAUUAAAUGGCCAUCCUCAGGGUACCAGCAAGCGGCAACUAGUCAAUCAAUAAAGGGUCGUCAUAAAUAAUAGUGAUCUUUAGCAGAAACAUCACUUUAUUUUGAAACAAGCAAGAGACGGGAGCGGCAUCACUGGUUCACAACCAGUCCUUACCUUCUAUCUCGGACUUUAUCUUGGUUACUCAUGAUAUUUUAGUCAUAAAGCUAAACUAAGGGCUUGUUUACAUGGAGGUGGGGGAUCCCAGGUAGGUGAGGGAACCCGCGAGGAGUCACCCCACCUAUCAUGUAAAUGUGAUCAAAUUAAAAUAGUAGAUUAUAUGGACAGGCGGGUUACCUCACCUACCUGAGGUCCUCCACCUCCAUGUAACCAGGUCCUAAGUGUAUCAAGCGCUCGGUGACCGCUUAACAGAAGCUAACAGAGAUGACAACUAUAGGAGAACUGUCUACAGGUCGGCCAAAAGGUGGCAGUGUUUAAAAGACGUUUCAUUUACAAUUCUUUCUUUCAUCUUUUCCGGGACUUUGAGUUCCUGCCGCUUAAUGUAGGCUCAAAAAUAGAUCAGUUAAUACACCUUUAAAGGUACUUCAAUCACAGCAAAUGAUUUCUUAUUUGAUACCAAGUAUCGCAGCUUAUAUUGCAGGGCUGGUAUAUCGAUUACACAACCACGAAUAACAGUUUGAAACAAACACAAAUUUUGGCGUUAUAUCCUUACUUCCAGGUUUCAAGUCAUGUUUUCCUGAAAUGUAACGUAACUCCAAAGUCAGCCUACUUACAGCAAAACCAGAGUAUUUUAGGACAUCUAACGGUCAAGGCGUUACUUUCUGCAGAGCCUCAGAGCAGCAGGCGAGUCACUGUGUCAGCGGUAUCUUCAACAGAAAAUACAGAAAAGGUUAUAUUCACUCUUGAAGUAACUAUUCAAGAGAACAGAAUUGUAGAAAAUGAGAAGGAAAGAGAGAAGGAAAUGGCGGAGGCGGAGAAGGAAAUGGGAUUUUUCCUAAUAAUUGGAAUUGUACUCGGAGUUUUAAUAUUGCUUGCUUUGAUUUUGUUCGUGAUGUGUCUACGAAAUAAGAGAAAACGAGGAUCCUGGACUGUCUGGAAGUCAAAACCUACAGACUUGCAAAAAGAAAGGGUGAGAGUGGAGAUCUCAAAGUCAGAAAAAAGUGUUGGUAAACCUGAAAUAGUCUGAAUUUUUCAAUGAAGUACGUUAACUUACUGCUGCCGCCAUGUUAAAUCUGUUGAUCAAACUGUCGUAUCAUCUUCAAAUGGUCAAGCGUGAAGGCAAUCCAACUGACACGAAGUAACUUCAUUGGUUUAGCAAAUGGAGGAAAAACAGCCGCACAGAGGUUGCUAAAGAUACGACAUGCAGCCAAAGCAAAAGUGAGCUGAAAAGCUAUUGAGUGCUAUCUUUUCGAGACCACACAUUUUUCAUCUGUGGCUAAAUUGUUCAAACAUCACAGCGAUAGCCACCCCUAUAGAGUUUCUAACCCUGAGAAAGCGAAGAGCUUAUUUUGAGAGUCGUUUAACAAAAAUACAGAAACUAACAGUCCGG
Porites evermanni is the source of this 10890-nucleotide messenger RNA. Lineage: Eukaryota; Metazoa; Cnidaria; Anthozoa; Scleractinia; Poritidae. The record is from the annotation of a GenBank genome assembly.